AUGACCACCAACAUCGACGAUGCUCGUGUCGCGGAGGGUAUCGACAAAAAUGCUGGCGCUUAUGAGAGUCGUGUGAGAUCUAAGCGCAGAAGUCCGUUUCGGUGGACCCUCGGGGUGUUCGUGCGCCUUUGUAUUUGGUAUGCAUUGCUGACUCCCAUCUUUCGAUGCCCGUCCCACCUCUCCGAACUGAACGAUUCCUCUCCGCGCGUUUGCAAACCAUACCUCGUCGCUCGGUCCUACGUUGAGCCCCAUAUUGCUCCCUACUAUGAGGCCUACGGCGCACCUUAUGUCGAACUCACCCGUCCAUAUGCGCGCACACUCAAUGAAAAGGUCUACACGCCCGCCGCAAAUGUUGCCAAAUGGGGUUACGACAAGUAUGGUGCUCCGGCCUUCGAUCAGGUUCAGCAGUAUACUCAGCAGCAGUGGGAAAGACAAGUAGUUCCUCACUUGCAGUCCGCCCAGGAUAGUGCGUUUAGGCUGUACAAGUCCGAUGUAGCGCCUCACGUUGAGCGGGUGGAAAUCGCGUUGUCGCCAUAUUAUCAGAAAACCAACGACGCUUUAAGUUCGGUGUUCCGGGGAUAUGUGUUGCCCUUCUGCGCCCAGUCAAGGCCAUUUAUCGGAAAGACGUACACGUCUGGCCAGGAUAUACUCACAACUACGGUUAUGCCUUAUGCGCAAACCAGCUGGUCUUCCGUCAUCUAUUUUGCGAACAGCUCAUUGUGGCCGAAGAUCACUGGCCUCUACUCGGAGAACGUUGAGCCUCAGCUGGUGAAAAUUGGACAGAGAUUGGCUAGCUACCGCGAGGGAAAACAGCUGCGCAAGGUUGUGGACGACGUUGAUAGCUCCUCCGACCAGCCCGACCCAACAACUUCAUCGGUAAAGCAGGCCGAGUCGCCGGUUACAACCACUGCGGCAGAGGCCUCGUCAACACCAAAGCCCCUGUCUCCCACGGAAUUGGCCGCCCAAACUCGUGAGAAGAUUGAAUCCGAUCUUCGCACAUGGCAGCAAAAGUUCGCCGUUGCCGCCGACAAAGGGGUCGAGGACCUUGAAGACCGGAUCAAAGUGAUCGUCGACAGUUAUAUAGACACCGGAGCGAAAAGUCACGGGGAGAGCCUCUUCACAGCAUUAGAGGAGGUUGUGCAACAUGAACUGGCUGGGAUCAAGCAAAGUAUUACUUUGCUCACCGAGCCUUUGCCCGUUGAAGAGGCUCCUGAAGAGGAGGAAGUGGCACAGGCGAAUCUCUCAUCGGACAUCAAACAAGCUGCAAUUACCAUCAGAGAUCAUGCUCAUGCACUUCGCCAGUGGCACAGAACGUUCGACGAAGAGAUCGAGCGUCGCGUCUCGGAUGCCGUGAACACUACUCUAAACGUGCUAGACAGUAUCCGCGAUUUGGGGCUUCAAGAGAUCGGGAUACGCUGGGCCUGGAUGGACGGCGUCACCUACAAGGACUGGGAAAAAUAUUAUGCCCUGAAGGCACAGUUUGACGGCUGGAGGAGCCAAUUUCGCGCAGUCGGGCUACAACAUAUCAAAGUGGAAGAGGCUCGAGUGCUCGCAGAUGACAUCUUGGGCCGCGGAAUGGACGCCGCUGAAAACGCCGCGAAGGAGCUUGCCAGACUUAAGGAUGUUGGCAAGUGGAAAAUCGCGGCCCGUGAAGUGAGCGAGGAUUUCGAUACGAGGUCGAGCCCCCCACCUGCCCUUCCCAAACGAAACACGACCUCCGAUCAAGUUCCGGGAGAAGAAUCCGUGGACUUGGAUGAGGAGGUUCCUCUGGACCACCAGGAUGCCGCAGAUCGCGACGCUGAUACGAUCUCUCACACCGAACCCGGCCUAGACGACGCACCUCUUUCCGAUGACCAAGACUCAGAGGAAUCGCCGAAACAGAGUUCUUGGUCAGCGCCUACUGACAACGAAGAGGAAAUUCUGUCUGCAAACGAGCAGAGCCACGAAGCUGAACAUGAUGCUGAGCGGUCUUCUUGGGGCGUUGUUGCGGCUGACGUUGAAACAAGCGACGACGCACCAAGUGUUGACGAACCCAUUGAGAUGUUACACAGCAUUUUGAAUGCCGCCGAUGACAAAGUACCAAUCAAGCAAGCCAACGAGCCUCAAACUUCCGACACGGCUCAAAACCCAGCUCAGCCAACUCCCAACUACGCCGCGGUCGAAGAUCUUGUCUCCCAACUACUUGAUGGCAAAGACCCCUCUUUUGCUGAAGACAUGAUGAAAAAGUUGCAUGCUAUCUAUGGUAAAUCGUCUCCUAUUGAUGUCGGUGAAAACGACAACACGCCCACCGAAUCGUCCACAUCGGUGACUGAGACUCCUAUAGUCGAGGAGGCUACUACCUACAUGCGUGAUAUCCCCAGUCGCACUUUUCUGGUUUGA
Molecule: messenger RNA, 2379 nt
Organism: Aspergillus steynii IBT 23096
Lineage: Eukaryota; Fungi; Ascomycota; Eurotiomycetes; Eurotiales; Aspergillaceae
Exons: 4
Coding region: 1-2379 (792 amino acids)
Biological process (GO): protein transport
Source: RefSeq, a predicted model, not a curated record